Funneliformis geosporum is the source of this 745-nucleotide messenger RNA. NCBI's taxonomy places the organism in Eukaryota, Fungi, Glomeromycota, Glomeromycetes, Glomerales, Glomeraceae. The record is from the annotation of a GenBank genome assembly.
AUGGUAAAAGUUUUGCCAGUGCCAGUAGCUCCCAAAAGCACCUCCAAAAUAGGAACAAUAACUUAUUUGGCUUGGUCUAAAAACAAGCCGGUUGAAAAUCAAACACCAGUUAAUUCUAAAACCGAAAUUCAGAAACUACAAACUCAAUUAAACUCUCUCAAAAGUAAACUGGAUAAUGUUUCAGAUGCUACCCAAAAAAGUCGGUUAGAGAAUAAAUUAUCUAGUAUUGAAAAUCAGUUAAAAACUCUUUCAGGGCAAAAUAAUUCGCCAGCGACCAUUAAAAACUUGGAACAAGAAAUUAAAAAAAUUAAGCAAGCAAUAGAGGGCAAGGAUAAGCCUAAUCAAGACAACCCAGAUAGGAAUGAUGACCCAGAUGAAGACCCCGAACCAACUAACAAGAAUAAAACAAAAGCCAAAUUUGUUGGAAAAUCUUUGAAAGACCAAGAUGGUGGAGAUUUUGAUAAUUAUAAAUUUUUGGAUUUAGGCAAAUCAGGAAAUACUAUAAAUAUUUUUUAUAUCAGCAAAAAUCACCCUCAAAUUAAACAAUUAUUAAGCCAAAAUAAAUUACAAAAAGAUAAACAGUUUACUGUUCGCUACGGAAAAAUAGAUGAUAGAUGUCAUUCUCCUUCUGAUGAGGAUGGUUCUUUGCUUACUUUUAAUGAAAAUAACCAGGAUUUAGAAAUUAUUGAAGUUAAAGAGCCUAGUCCCGUCCCAAAUCCUAACCCGCAACCGGGAAAUAAUAAAG